AGGCGCCUGGGGGUUUUUCAACAACUGUUCCAGUAAUGUUAUAGAUAAGAAAAUGGCUUACAAACCUGUGGAAAGACCAACUUUCUUUGAAAUAUUUAAGGCACGUUGCAGUGAAUCAGACUUAGGGCCUAUCAGUCUCAACUGGUUUGAAGAACUCAGUGCAGAAGCACCCCCAUAUGAGCCUAAAUUAUUAGGAGAACUUGAUGAUCCCUUUGGCUGGCUUGAUCAAACAUCUUUUAAAACUCCAAGGGCAAAACCCUCUACGUACAGUCAGCUGGCAUCAACUCCGCUGAUUUUUAAAGAACAAAAUGUAAUAUUGCCACCUUAUUCUUCUCCUGGAAAAGAACUGGAUCAGAAAAAAAUAGGAGCAAGCAGAGAGAAUCUGAUAAGCCCAAGUAUCACAAGAAGAAAAAUAGAUCAAGAAAAUGAAAUACUUGCUUCUCCUCCUGGUACCUGCUGCAACUGCCUUGCUGCUAGUCCAACUAUUUUAAGGAAUACUUACAGAACACCUCAGAGAAAUAAUAUUCCUGGACCAUAUGGAAGCUUGUUUUGCACACCAAAACUUUUGGAGGUCAGAACUCCAAAACGUAUUUCUGAAAGUCUGGGAGCAGAAGUGGAUCCGGAUAUGUCCUGGUCAAGUUCUUUAGCCACACCUCCUACACUUGGUGCAACAGUGAUAAUAGCUAGAGAGAACGAUUCUAUUUCUGGAGCAAAGCGACAGGAUGAAAGAACUGAGAUAGUUUUGCACAACGUUUUUUCCAACCAUGAUAAAUGUCCUGGGACGAGUGAUACAAGUGUGCUGUCCAUACCAGAGACAGUGAAGCUAAAGGCUGAAGAUGACAUCACAGAUUUUGAGUCGGAGAUGUUAGAUGGGCUGUUUGGUGAGAUGAACAGCUUUGAGGAUACAUUCAACAUGCCUGCUGAGUCCAAUGGAACUCUUCUGCUGAUGCCACGUGCUCUGGAUGCAGUAGAGAAAUGUGCAAUAAACACAGAUAAAGCACAAGGAAAGGGAGAUGUUCCUUCUGAGCAGCCUAUUAGAAGAAAGACUGGCAUUUCACAGGAAGUGAAAACAACUAGCUGGACUGAAAAAAGCCACUCUGAAAUGAAGGAUUCUUUAUUCCAAAACACAGAUGAAGAUACAGGGGAUGGUAAAGAUGGCUGUUUAAUAGGACAUGAAAAGGAAUUGGAGUCACUUAAGAUCUCAGGAGAUGUGCAAGAUUAUAGAACACACAACUCAUCUGAGAACGAGAAGCCUGUGAAAGAAGAUGUGCAGUCUUCAUCAAGCCAGUGGUCUCAACUGAACUUAUCUGAUCUUGAUGUAACUCACUUGGAAAUGUCUAUAUGUAGCUCUCCACCCUCUGACUUAUGUAGAGAGAAAAAUUUAGAUGAGAAGUCAGCACUAAUGACCAAGGAUGAUGCUGUGGAAACAUCUUUACUGAAUACUUCAGGCUUGAUAAAAGCACAAAAGCUGUUGAGUGUCAAUUUGUCAGAAAAGUGCUAUGAAGUGAAAAAUUCUGAAAACAACCCAACAUCUGAAAUAACUCCAGUAAAAUCUGUGUCUCUGAGUGUUCAAGAUCCAAAGUUAGUAAAAGGAUGUGCAGCUGAGAAGGUUUCCAAAAUGAGCUUCUUAAACUGUAAUUCUUUUUUAAUUGAAAGUACAAAUGUCACGGAGUAUUCCGUAGUCUACAGUGGCAGCUUUUCCAAGCAUUUAAAAGCAACUUCUAAAUCUGUCGUAACUGAUGUUCUGUCUCACCCGCUUGUAUGUAGUGCUACCUCUCCAGAUAAUUGCGAUGACCUACGUUUAACAAAUAGUGAAAAUACUCUUACAAAGUCUGGCUUUAAAAGCCUAAAUAUGUUAUCCAGCUUGAGAAAGAGAUCCAAGAGGUUUAUUUAUACAAUAAAUAAUACUUUACUGUAUCAAGAAGAAAAAAUACAGAAAGAAGUAACCUCUGAAUCGCCUAUUCAUCCUGUAUUACCACAUUCGGAAUCUGAUUCGUGUGAAUUUAAAGGUUGUCGUGUGGCCAGUGUUGAUGAGCAAGACUGCUUGCUUCUUGCUGAGAGAAAGCAUUUGCAAUCGAAUAUCAAGGAAAAUAAUUUCAGCACUUGUACUUUAAAAAUGGAUAUAAUGGAUAACUCAUCUGAUAAUUCCUUCAACGAUAGGCUGAAGCAACAAGACCUGAGAGUCUUAGGGGAAAAUGCAAGAGAGGAUCAACCUGCUACAUCAUUAAAAUGUUUAACAGUAUCUAAUACACAGAAAGAAGACACAACAGAUUCUUUAAAUAGUGAAAUAAUUUCAAAUAUAAAAUGUAAAGUUCUAACUUCAGCAUGCCUAAUGGCAAGAAAGCAUUCCAGAUUGCUCCCUAAAGGCUGUUGCUUAGAGAAAGGUGAGGAAGACAAGUAUAUGAGUGCUAAUGUGAAUGAUGGAGCUACUGUACCUCAGAGCCUUAAAGAAGAACUUGCACGGUCUUCUAGGGAUAAUGAACACUUGAUUGAUAUGCACCAUGACGCUACGUCUGUGACAGACAGCGGUUUCAAUAAUACUUUGAGUUGGAUCAACUUCGGCAUAAAUGGAGUCAGUAGUGAUUGUUACAAUAAAAUAUCAACUGAUAAAAAGCAUGCUACAGUAGACCAGUGGUCAGUAGUUGACUGUAGAGAAGUACUUGGACCUCUGGGAAUAAACUGCUCGGAAAAUGAUAGUACUGGAUUAAAACAAGGGGACAAAACAGAUGUAGCUGCCUUUUCAGAAGUUGUAGCCGACAAUCAAGAGCCAAAGUCAGUUGAAAACAAUGAAAGCCCUCAAGCAGCUGCCUGCAAUAAUGUAGCUGUAGAGAUUGCUAAAGAAUUGUUAGAUUCUAUAGAUGAUAAUUCUUUAAAUGAGGUACUUUCUGAAGAAGAUAAACAAGUAGCACCUAUGUAUUCCAGCACAAAGUCAAAGGAGAACCUAAAGUAUAAAGGGAAAUCAUCAGGAAAUCUUAAUGCAUGCAGUUUGAAUCUGGGCUUUGGUGGCUUUCAGACUGCUUCCAAUAAGCAGAUUAAAUUCUCUGAAGUCAGUAUAGCAAAAGGCAGAAUGCUGUUCAAAGAUAUUGAAAAUGAAUACUUUGAAGCCUCUUCCAUGGAAACAGUCAGUAACUUUUCAAAUCAAGUUAAAAAGGAGAAUACGUUUUUCUCAGAUUCAGAAAGCAAGUUGGACAGUAAUUUAUCUGAUUCUUUAGAUUCACAGACAAGUUUUCUUGAGCCCAGGCAUACACAGAUUAUUCCACAUAAAGCUGGCUUGUGUAAAAGCUUUCCUAGAAGUCAACAAUCCUUGCAAGAAACAAAUCAAACUUUGACAGCAAGCCAAGAAGCUGAAAUUGCUGAACUUUCUAGUAUCCUGGAAGAAACAGGUAGUCAGUUUGAAUUUACACAGUUUAGAAAGCAAAGUAACAUGAUACAAAGUCAGGCCUUUCAACAGUUUGGAACUGUAGAAACACGUGGAAAAACGAAUGUGGAAAAUAUUUCUGAAACAAGGAAAGAUGCUGAUUUUUGUAGCACUUUUAGAUCUGAAAAUCAAGUGAAAAAUGACAGGUAUUGUACUAAGCAGGAAGACAUAAAUGAAGACUCUAAAGUGGUGGAAUACAAAAAAGAAAAUGCAGUGGUUUUCCAUAAAAAUGACAAAAAGGUUACUUUUACUAACUUAGACAGACAUGAAAGUAGAAUAUCUGAUGGGAGCUUUCCAGUAGCUAAACAGGACAGGUUUUCUAAUUUUGUAGGCUUUACUUCAGCUGGAGGUAAAAAAAUAAAUAUUUCUAAGGAGGCUUUGACCAGAUCUGCAGAGCUCUUCAGGGACUUGGAUGAUGAUAACCAUUUGUUUAAAUCUUCUGAAACUAGUACUAGAUGUCACAAUUCAAAAGGGCAUAUGUCUUCUAACUGUAAUUUUGUCAGAUGCCUGACAAAAGAAAACAAAGAAAAAACUGUUUGUGUGUCAGAUUUCAAAAGCAUAGGUGCUCUUUCUCACACACGUUCCAUUUCCCACCAUGCACAGAAAAAAGAGGAAAAUAUUAGUGCACCAUUCAAGGAAGAUAUGGAAAAUAGAACAAAAAGAUCAAUAAAUGAUAAUGAAAAUGUUAAUUUCAGUAGUACUAACACUAUCAUCAACAGUCUAUCAUCCAUUAAAAAACAUAACCAGAAUCAUAAAACUUCCAAAGAGUUUUUGAAUCAAGGAGAUUGCCAAGUUGAAGGUAGUUUGCAAGAAGACUCGUUAGAUGUAACAUGUUUAGGAGAUGCUAUUACAACUGCAGAAGAACAUAGUUUAAGUAUAUCGGAUGAAAUGGAAAACCCAUCUCCUACUCAGAAAGGAGAAGACAGAAAGGAAAAUGAAUGCUUGGCACAAAAAUUUCAAACUCCAGCUGGUGGUGAUAUAUCCAUUUCUGAUGCAGCUUUGGAUCAUUCUCUACACUUGCUCAAUGUACAAUGUGGAGAAAGAGAUGUAAAUGUUUUGGAGAACUCUGAUAAACAAAAGACAAAUCAUAAAAAUACGGAAGGAGAAGACACCACCCAUGAUAAGAACCUGUUAGUGAAUGAAAGCAGAAUAAAAAUAGAUUAUUACCAUCGUCAUCAAAUACCUUUUGAGCAAGAGGUGGAUGUUGAAACAAAUGAAGUGAAAGGGAGUUAUCUGACUGGUUUUCAUACUGCUAGUGGCAAGAAAAUAACAAUUGCUGAUGGAUUUUUGGCUAAAGCUGAACAAUUUUUUGCAGAAAAUGUUGAUGUAGGAAAGGAACGUAAUGACAAUUUUGAGAACCCCAUAAAGAAAAGGGAAUAUGGUAAAAACUGUGUCAAAGACUGUGAUUUAUGUAUUGAAAGUAUUGCUCAAUGUGAUCCAGAAAAACUUAAUUUUAAUAAAAAGCUUGUUCCUGAAGAACCUGGAGGUCAGUUUAAGCAGGCAGUAGAGAGCAGUCUCAUUAAACAUGCUGUGAUUCUUGAUACUGUUAAAGUAGAUACAUUUGUUGAUCUAGGUGAAGAUUGUGAAAGAAGUUUGGUAACUUCAUAUGCACAUAAAAAAGCUGAUGUCAGAUGUGGAAAGUCAGAAUUGGAAUCCCUUCCCGGACAGGAGAGUGAUGCUUUAAGUAGAACUCGUUUGUCUGAAGAUGGAAAACUGUUUGCAGAGAGAGAGAUGGAAUACUUACCAAAAAAGAGGGAUGAUUCAGAAAACAUGCAUGAUUUUCCUGUGCACUCUGCUGCAUGUCUGCAUUUAAUGAAGGUAUCAAAUGACCUUGAAGAUAAUUCUGUGCCUGGAGAUACAAAAAAUACUUUAUUUGUUGAGGAUAGUAACAAUAAAUCUAAUCAAUCCCUCUUAAUUUCAAAAAGUAGCUCUUCUUAUUUGAACUGUGACAGUAAGGAAUUUGACUUAGAACAUUUAAAUGAACAUUGUGCUGAUACAAACUGCUUCACAGACACCAUAGUUAAUGCUUGCCAAAACCAGUCACUAGUCAGUCUCCCUGAAGAUGAAACUAAUUUAACCAGGUUAAAAGAAACAACACUUAAUGUUGAAAAUCAAAAGGGUGAUCUGAAACAAAUUGUGUUUAGUACAGCAAAAGGUAAAGCAGUUUCUGUUUCGGAAAGGGCAUUAGCAAGAGUCAGACAAAUGUUUCAAGAAGACUACAGUGAAGCUGUAAAAUAUGAAAUUGAGACUAACUCAAGAACUAAUCAAACAGAAAUUGCUGGAAAUUCAUCUUCCAUCAUUCACACUGAGUGUCCUAAUUCUGCUAAGUUUUUAAAUGCUACAAGAAGUGAAGAGAUUAAUUCAGCCGCAUCCCACUUUAUUAAAGCAAAUGCAAGUAGUAGUGAAAAUGGUCACCAAGAUACAAACGCAUUUGCAGAUGCAAAGUCUGUUUCAAAUUCUCAGAGGCGAUGCUUUGAACAGAAUAUUAAGCUUCUAGGGCACUUGCCUGUUCCAGAUAAGCAGAUAAAGCAGUCAGAUUCUUCUACAAGCAGUCUUGGAUUUUUUAGUACGGCAAGUGGUAAGCCUGUACAACUGUCAGAAGAGUCACUCAGGAAAGCUAAAAAGCUCUUUUCUGAAAUGGAAGGUAAUCAUUCGUCGCAUGUACGAGAAGCAUUUUUAGUUGAGGAAGAUGUUGAAAAGUCUGAAAUGCACACUGAAGCAGUUCCUAGGAAAAUGCAGAUAGUGUUACCAAAAGGGGAAGAAAAUGCCAGCACUGACUUGAUUUCAGAUCCUGCUUUUGGGUUCAGCACUGCAAGUGGAAAGCAGGUAACAGUCUCUAAAAAUGCCUAUCAAAAAGCAAAGGCCAUUUUAAAAGAAUCUGAUGACUUUUUGAUCAGUGGGCUUUGCAUUACAGAUCAACUUAGCUCAGUUAAAGAGAGUGGUCAACAUGUAAAAUCUUUAACUGAUAAAGUGAUCUCAGAAUCCAGAAUUGAAAAAAGCUGCAAUGAAGACUUUGACUUAAAAAGCAUCUGCCCUGGGGAAAUGCAGUCUUUUCCAAGCACUCACCAUGUCAAAAUGCCUGAGUACGUACCACAUAGUAAGAAAAACAAGCAGUUAACAUCAUUUGAAAAUAGCUUUCAGCAAGAGGAGACCAGGUCUUUCAGAAAAGGGCAGCUGAAUCUGGGGAUGAAAACAGAGUCUGAAGCAAUUUCAUGCAGUGCUACUGCUAAAGCAGAAAUGAAUAUUAAUCUUCUCCAAACUCCAAAAAAUUACUUGGAAGUAGAGGCUGUAGAAGGUGCAAGAGCUUUUAUGGAAGAUGAUCUGUCCGAUUCUGGAGUACAAAUUAAUGCUGCACAGUCCUUCAGUGGCAGACUGGAUAAAAACUUUCAAAAUAAGACCUUUGGGAAGAGGCACUUUGAAGAAAACUCACUCGGGGAACCUCCAAUUAAAAGACAGCUACUGCUUGAAUUUAACAGAACAGAGAAUCCCCCCAGAUCUUUGAAAGCUUCGAAAAGCACCCCUGAUGGCAUUUUCAAAGACAGAAGAAAAUUUAUGUACCAUGUUCCUUUAAAACCCAUAACUUGUCAACCUUUUGGGGCUAUUAAAGAACGACAAGAAGUCAAGAAUCCUACCCUUACUCUACCAGAUCAAGACUUCAAAGGAUUCAAAUCUAAACCUGCCAUUUUUCAGCACUGUGCAGUAAGGCAGUCUUCAAAUGGUACUUCAGGGGUUUCUACUCCAUGUAAGGCCUCAGCCAAAGAGAGUGAAGGAACAAAAAGUUUGAACAAAUCUGGCAAAACUGCUAAAACUUUUAUUCCACCCUUCAAAACCAAGCUGACUUUUUCUACAAGUGAACAAGGCAGUAGCAAAAGAUGUGACUCACCAAUCAGCAAAAAUAUGACUGAAGAGACGGAAUUAAAUCAGAUCACAACUGAACAAAAUAUUGCUGAACCUCAAGAUCACCAGUCUUGCAUCCAGCAUGCAGCAGACACUGACCUAGAAAGUGGCAAUUUAGCUAUGGUCAAGAUGAUGACAAAUCUCCGCUGUGCCAGAGAUCUGCAGGAAAUGAGAAUUAAAAAGAAAUAUAGGCAAAAUAUUAGCUCACAGCCAGGCAGUCUUUAUGUCAUUAAAACAUCUGCAAGAAAUAGAAUCUCUCUGAAAACUGCAGUAGAAGAGAAAUCUCCUAGUUUUUAUUCUACAGAAGAGCUUUACACUUAUGGUGUUUCAAAGCAUUGCAUGCAAGUUAACAGCACAAAUGCAGAAUCUUUCCAGUUUCUCAUCAAAGACUUUUUCAGUAAGGAGUAUUUAUUAGCUGGAAAUGGGAUGCAACUUGCUGAUGGAGGAUGGCUAAUACCUACAGAUGAGGGAAAAGCUGGAAAAAAGGAGUUUUACAGAGCCCUCUGUGACACUCCUGGUGUGGAUCCCAAGCUAAUAACAGAGGCCUGGGUUUACAAUCACUAUAGGUGGAUUGUAUGGAAAUUGGCAGCCAUGGAAGUGUCUUUUCCACAUGAAUUUGCUAACAGAUGUUUGACACCAGAAACAGUGCUGUUGCAGUUGAAAUAUAGGUAUGAUUUGGAAGUUGAUAAAAGUAAACGAUCAGCAAUCAAAAAAAUAACAGAAAGAGAUGAUGCGGCAGGUAAAACACUUGUACUGUGUAUUUCUAAAAUCAUAUCACUAAACACCGUUGUAUCUCCUAGCAGUAGCAAUAAGAAUGUGGAAAGUAAAAAAGCAGCAGCAAUAAUUGAAGUUACUGAUGGCUGGUAUGGGAUUAGAGCUCUUCUGGAUCCACCUCUUAAAGCUUUCUUACAUAGAAGAAGGCUGACUGUUGGUCAGAAGAUCAUAGUGCACGGAGCAGAACUUGUUGGCUCUCAAAAUGGAUGUACGCCACUGGAAGCCCCAGAUUCCCUUAUGUUAAAGAUUUCAGCGAACAGCACUCGAUGUGCACGAUGGCAUGCAAAACUAGGAUUUCAUCGGGAUCCCAGACCUUUUCCUUUGCCUUUGUCAUCGCUUUACAGUGAGGGUGGUGCAGUGGGGUGUAUUGAUGUAGUUAUUCAAAGAACUUAUCCUAUUCAGUGGAUGGAAAAGACAUCAGCUGGUUCAUAUGUGUUUCGUAACAGUCGAGCUGAAGAAAGGGAAGCUGUCAAGCAUGCAGAGGAUCAACAAAAGAAACUGGAAGCUCUGUUUGCAAAAAUCCAAGCAGAAUAUGAAAAGCAUGAAGAGAGAACUAGCAGAAGAACACUGAGAUCACGCAUAGUCACAAGACAGCAAAUCCGUAAUUUGCAAGAUGGUGCAGAACUUUAUGAAGCAAUUCAGAAUGCAUCUGAUCCCGGUUAUAUGGAGGGGUAUCUCAGUGAAGACCAAUUAAAAGCUUUGAAUGCUCACAGGCAGUUGAUGAAUGAUAAAAAGCAAACUCAGAUACAGGAAGAAUUCAAGAAGGCUUUAGAGUCAGCAGAACAGGAAGAAAAUGGUUGUUCCAAAAGAGAUGUGUCUACUGUAUGGAGAUUAUGUGUGGUAGACUACAGAAAGCAAGAAAGACAUAAAGGAGUUCUACUGACUAUCUGGCGUCCACUGCUAGAUGUUUGUUCAUUGUUAAAGGAAGGCAGUCGGUACAGAAUCUACCAGCUGUCAACAUCACAGUCCAAAGGAAGAUCAAACUCAACUAACAUACAAUUAACAGCAACAAAGAAAACUCAGUAUCUACAGCUAUCAGUAUCACAGGAGAUGCUGGUACAGCUUUUCUUUCCAAGAAAGGCUCUAAAAUUCACCAGUUUGUCAGAUCCUUCUUUUCAGCCACCAUGUGCUGAAGUUGAUUUAGUCGGAGUUGUAGUUUCUGUUAUCAGAACAGGUUCCACUACUAUGGUGUACUUAUCUGAUGAAAGCUAUAAUUUAGUGGCAAUAAAGAUCUGGACGGAUCUCAGACACUUUGCUAUUGAAGAUGUAGUUGUCCGCUGUUCGUUCAUUUCUGCAAGCAACCUUCAGUGGCAAUCUGAAUUCAGAUCAGAAAUUCCUAUGCUCUUGGCUGGAGAUCUUUCUGUAUUCUCAGCCAGUCCAAAGGAAAGCUAUCUUCAAGAGAAGGUUAAUGAACUGAGAAGUACGAUAGAGAAUGUGGCCUCCUUUUGCUCUGAUGCAGAAAGUAAAUUGAUGAAUUUGCUACGAAGAAAUCUCUCAUUUACACCCAGUUUAACUAAAAGAUGUGGCUUGGAAUGCCCCUCUCCUUCCUGCAACUCAGGUCUUUAUGCAGAAGAUAAAAGUUUGAUCUCUUCUAAAAUUCAAAUAAAGCAUCCAAGCCCUUUGUCAACUAGCACACCAAAUAUGAAACUUGUCACACAAGGGUCAGCAAAAACGCCUUCAUCUGCUACAGUUAAUGAAGACCAUCCCAAAACCAGCAAAAAGAGAAAAGCUAUGGACUUCCUCAGUUGCAUACCUGCCCCUCCACCACUGACACCAAUGUGUUCAAUAAUUUCUCCAUCUUUAAAAAAAGCAUUUCAGCCUCCACGAAGUUUGGGUUUACAGCACAGCAAGUCAUCAAAAGAAACAAAUCAGAAUAUUGGUCAUGUCACCCCCUGUAGAAAAUGGAGAGAAACUGUCCAUCUUCCUGAGAAUGACUUGGUUGCUGAUGAAGAACUUGCAAUGAUUAAUACACAAGCACUCAUGCAUAAUUUACCAGAAGAAAAGAAGAUUGAUUAUGUAAAUUAAAACAGCAGUACAAUAGCUACUAUUUAUCUUUCACCCAAAAAUAGUUCCAGGUCUAAUGGAGAAGCAAAUAACUCAUCAAAAAGCAGUUCUGAAGUAGCUGAGGCUCUUCAGAAGGACCCAAAGGAACCUGAGGACUCGUUCCCAGCCCGCAGAAUGCUACAAGGACAAAAAUCCCGAAAAUGCUACUAA
Messenger RNA from Gymnogyps californianus (California condor), 10303 nucleotides. It is a transcript of the gene BRCA2, whose product is annotated as BRCA2 DNA repair associated. Gene Ontology annotation, biological process: double-strand break repair via homologous recombination; regulation of DNA-templated transcription. Gene Ontology annotation, cellular component: nucleus. Lineage: Eukaryota; Metazoa; Chordata; Aves; Accipitriformes; Cathartidae. The coding region runs from base 53 to 10114 and encodes 3353 amino acids. The record is from RefSeq and is a predicted model, not a curated record. The transcript is spliced from 27 exons.